This is a messenger RNA of Spirodela intermedia, 2400 nucleotides long. The record is from the annotation of a GenBank genome assembly. Lineage: Eukaryota; Viridiplantae; Streptophyta; Magnoliopsida; Alismatales; Araceae.
AUGCCGCCCCCGCAGGGACAGACACCGUCUCUCGUUGCCAGUGCUUCGCCCUCUGAAUUCUACGCCCUCAUCCUUCAAUCAUGCUUGAAGAGUGGCGACGGGAGAGAAGGGGCCCUUUCCGCCGCCGCUCAAGCAACCGGAAGAUCAGUCCACGCCGGUGUGAUCAAAUCUGGGCUAUGGAGUGUGUACCUCAUGAACAACCUCAUCAACUUCUACUCGCGUUCCGAUUCAGCAGCGGACGCUGGUCGCCUCUUCCGGGAGAUGCCCGUCAAGAACAUCUUCUCCUGGAACACUAUACUUGCUGCUGAAGCGAAGAAAAGUGGAUUAGAUGCCGCCAUGAGGAUGUUUGAUAGAAUGCCUAAGCGAGACUCCGUAUCUUGGACCAUCGUCAUCGCAGGCUAUAGCCGGAAGGGCAACCAUAGGGAAGCUACAAGAAUGUUCAUGGAGAUGAUUCGGGAGAGGUUCUCCCCAACCGAGUUCAGUUUCACCAACUUGUUGUCUUCAUGUGCUGCUGGGGGAGCUAUCGGUGUGGGGAGGAAAGUACACACUUUUAUAGUUAAACUGGGGAUGACUGGGUGUGUGGCGGUGGCAAACUCUCUCGUCAAUAUGUACUACAAAUCUGGAGAUGUGGGGACGGCGAAGAUGAUCUUUGAAAGGAUGAGCCUCAGGAGCGUCUCGAGCUGGAAUGCUAUGAUCACUCUGCAUGCUCAGACCGGACGACUCGAUCUGGCUCGAGCCCAGUUUGCAGAGAUGACAGAACGAAGUGUCGUCUCAUGGAAUGCCAUCAUUGCAGGCUGCAAUCAGAACGGUCACGACGUGGAGGCCCUGCAUUUCUUCCGGAUGAUGCUGAAAGAUCCUUCUGUCAGUCCAGAUAGUUUCACAUUCACCAGUGUUCUGUCGGCCUGUGGCAAUCUUGAGAUGCUGAGGCCAGGCACACAGGUCCAUGCGAGCAUGGUCAGAUCCCAAGGACUGUCCUGUGGCCCGCUUGAAAAUUCCUUAAUCUCAAUGUAUGCCAAAUGUGGCAAGGUUGACAAUGCUCGUAAGCUAGUGGAGCAUUCAGCAUCUUCCAAUGUCGGCGUCAUAACGUUUACCUCACUUGUUGAGGGGUACAGUAAGCUAGGGGACCUGCAGCCUGCAAGGCAGAUAUUCGAUUCGAUGAAGCACCGCGAUGUGGUUGCUUGGACGGCCAUGAUCGUUGGGUAUGUGCAGAAUGGCUUCAAUAGUGAUGCUAUUGAGCUCUUUAGGCUGAUGCUGGAGGAUGGUCCCAAGCCAAAUAAUUACACUCUCGCAGCAAUGUUGAGUGUUUUUUCUACCUUAGCGCUACUCAAUCAUGGGAAGCAACUCCAUUCAAGAGCCAUUAGAUCAGGACAGGUUGACUCUGUCUCUGUCAAUAAUGCACUCAUCAUGAUGUAUUCGAAAGCAGGCAGCAUUGUCUGGUCAAGGAGAGUUUUUGACCAGAUUUGUUGGAGCAGGGAAACAGUUUCUUGGACUUCCAUGAUUAUAGCGCUCGCGCAGCAUGGAUUGGGAGAGGAAGCGAUUGCUUUGUUUGACCAGAUGCUCCUUGCAGGGAUCGAACCGGAUCAUAUAACCUUUGUUGGUGUCUUUUCUGCAUGUACGCAUGUUGGGCUGGUGGAAGAAGGCAAGAACUACUUCAUGCAGAUGCAAAAUGCCCACAAGAUCAGGCCUACUGCAAGUCAUUAUGCCUGCAUGAUUGAUCUAUUUGCUCGUGCAGGGUUACUUCAGGAAGCCCAAGACUUCAUCGAGAAGAUGCCUGUACAACCAGAUGAUAUAGCCUGGGGUUCACUUCUAUCUGCCUGUAAGGUUCACAAAAAUCCAGAGCUUGCAAAACUGGCUGCAGAUAGAUUACUGGCUAUUAAUCCGGAUAACAGUGGUGCCUAUUCUGCUCUGGCCAAUGUGUAUUCAACGUGUGGGAGGUGGGAAGAUGCUGCUAGUGUCUGGAAGCUGAUGAGGGAAAGGGGAGUGAAGAAACUCCAAGGGUUCAGUUGGAUUCAUAUCAAGAACAAGGUUCACAUCUUCGGGGCUGAUGAUGGUCUGCAUCCACAACGAGAAGCAAUAUAUGAGAUGGCAGCAAAGAUCUGGAAGGAAAUUAAGAAAGCUGGUUUCGUUCCAGAUGUCGAUUCUGUCUUGCAUGAUAUCGACGACGAGUUGAAGGAACAGCUACUGAGUCGGCACAGUGAGAAACUUGCGAUUGCAUAUGGUUUGAUUAGUACACCAGAGAAAACAACGUUGAGAAUCAUGAAGAACCUUAGAGUCUGUAAUGACUGCCACUCUGCGAUCAAAUUCAUCUCCAAAGUCGUUGGAAGAGAGAUCAUAGUUAGAGAUGCGACUCGUUUUCAUCAUUUCCGGGAUGGUUCUUGCUCUUGCAAAAAUUAUUGGUGA